UACUGCUGCAAUCCAAGAGUAUUCAUACAGGUAGGAGACGAGCAGUCCGUCGAGAUCCGGGCGUCACUCACUCCGCUGGGGCCAUGAAGAGAAGGCUUCAGAAAAAAUACAUCAUCUUGAUUCUAGGAUACUCCGUGGCGCUGAUUUUAAUUCCCUACGUGUUAGAUUACCGGAGCAAAUCGUCUCACAUUAAAGAUGGAUAUCAGCAACAAAAGUGUCCCGAUCUGGAGAGCACCAUCGCCCUGUGGAGUAGCACCAGGGCGGGCAACUCAACGGAGGUGGAGGACUAUGGCAACAGGAGUCAGUCCAGAACACACAUAUACCUCCACGCAACCUGGAGGACAGGUUCCUCGUUUUUAGGGGAAUUAUUUAAUCAGCACCCUGAUGUGUUUUAUUUAUACGAGCCCAUGUGGAACAUGUGGCAGGCACUUUAUCCAGGAGAUGCGGGCAGCUUACAAGGAGCAGUGAGAGACAUGAUGAACUCUCUGUUUAGAUGCGAUUUCUCAGUGUUAAAACUCUACGCAGGCUCGUCCAACGUGAGCACCUCGUUUAUUUUCGGCUGGAAAACGAACAAGGUCAUUUGCUCCGAGCCUCUCUGCAAAGCGUAUAAAAAACACGAAAUUGGGUUAGUUCAAGGAGACGUGUGUAGCAAAUGCCAGCCCAGAGAUCUCAAAGAGCUGGAGAAAGAGUGCAAAAAGUACCCCGUGAUGGUCAUCAAAGACGUGCGGGUUUUAGAUCUCGCGGUUUUGGUUCCUCUCAUGCGAGAUCCCGCCAUCAACCUCCAGAUAGUCCAGUUGUUUCGCGACCCCAGGGCUGUGCACAAUUCUCGGAUGAAGUCCAAACUGGCUCUGGUGAAGGAGAGCAUACAGGUGCUGAGGAGCAAGAAGCAGAGCGACAAAUACAAGCGCCUUCUGGUGCCUAGCAACAGGGUCCACCGAGCCGAGAACUAUGUCUCCAGCGCAAUGGAGUUAAUAUGCGACAACUGGCUCAACGACAUGUUGCUCGUUAUGAACGCUCCGCAGUGGGUGAGGAGAAACUACAUACAGCUGAAAUACGAAGACCUGGUGCUCAGACCUGUGGACGAGCUCCAGAGGCUCUAUCGUUUCGCCAACCUCACCCUUUCUCCAGCCAUGGAGAAGUUCGUGGUGAACAUGACCCACGGACAGGGCUAUUCUUCAGAUAAACCCUUCCUCAUAUCAUCCAGAGAUGCCAAAGAGGCAAUUUACGCCUGGAGGGAAAGGCUGAAUGUGGAGCAGGUGAACCAGGUCGAAGCCUACUGCAGUGAGGUCAUGAGACACCUGGGUUAUCAGAAGAGGAACAUGGACAAGACCUAAAACCACCCAAACAUGAGUGUAUGGAGCCUGAUGUGCUGUAGGAACAGGAGAACAGAAGGGGAAAAGCCAGAUAUGAAGCUACACCAGUAGGAGCUGAGGAGAAACAACCCGAGAUCUCCUUCGCAGUGCCGGCAUGGGGCACAGAGUAGGCGACAGAAGAGUUUGAUAAGAGACACUUACAAACCCACCGAUCUCAAAUGAUACUGACAAGAGUCAUGUAGGAAAAAGACUAACAAUAACAGUGGGGAAACCCGUUCAAAAUGAAACGGCUAUCAAGGCUCAGUCCCGGUUGUGUCCUGACAGCCAGAUUUCAUCCGCAAUAAUCCCUGCCCAAUCCCCAGCAGCCCAUAAUCAGCCACACGAGACAGGCGCUUGGGUCAUUGCACAUGCACUAGGCCUGGAGACAGAUAUCCCGUUGAGUGUUCUCAGUUCAUUGGGUGGAUUUCAUUAUGAAAACAUUCCUAGGCAUUCUUGCAUUCAUCUACCACGUAUGAAAAGGGAUUAUGCAUCAUUGACACUCCAAUAUCUGUGGUACCACCCAAAGAAAACUGUG
Messenger RNA from Rhinichthys klamathensis goyatoka, 1887 nucleotides. It is a transcript of the gene chst7, whose product is annotated as carbohydrate (N-acetylglucosamine 6-O) sulfotransferase 7. The record is from RefSeq and is a predicted model, not a curated record. Gene Ontology annotation, molecular function: chondroitin 6-sulfotransferase activity; N-acetylglucosamine 6-O-sulfotransferase activity. The transcript has 2 exons. Gene Ontology annotation, biological process: carbohydrate metabolic process; N-acetylglucosamine metabolic process. Gene Ontology annotation, cellular component: Golgi membrane. Bases 84 to 1334 code for a protein of 416 amino acids. NCBI's taxonomy places the organism in Eukaryota, Metazoa, Chordata, Actinopteri, Cypriniformes, Leuciscidae.